Messenger RNA from Schizophyllum commune H4-8, 1921 nucleotides. Its product is annotated as cytochrome P450. The record is from RefSeq and is a predicted model, not a curated record. The coding region runs from base 37 to 1656 and encodes 539 amino acids. Gene Ontology annotation, molecular function: monooxygenase activity; oxidoreductase activity, acting on paired donors, with incorporation or reduction of molecular oxygen; heme binding. Lineage: Eukaryota; Fungi; Basidiomycota; Agaricomycetes; Agaricales; Schizophyllaceae. The transcript has 15 exons.
CCUCCCCUCCCCGCCAUCCAGCGUCUGCAGCUCAGAAUGGCUUCCUUCAUCGCUGCUGCCAUUGCAUGCUCUUUUGCGGGCAUCUACGUGAUCAGUCGCAUUGGCACGCGAGAGAGCGGCUUACCUCCGGGCCCUCCAACGACACCCGUUCUGGGAAAUCUCCUUCAAUUGCCGUCUCGAGAUGCACACCAUCAAAUCACGGCUUGGUCGAGGGAAUAUGGUGAAAUCUAUUCGCUCAAGUUAGGUCCCGGCACGGCCAUCGUCUUGUCGAGUCCUCAGGCUAUGAAGCAUAUAUUGGAACUCCAGAGCGUCGAUACAUCUGAUCGUCCUCCUAAUUCUCUACACGACCUAGUGACAGACGGGUUGAGCUUCUUCCUGUGUCGCUACUCCGCUCGUUGGCGUCAGAUGCGCAAGGCCGCUCAAGCGCUUCUUUCGCCCGCGGCAUCCAGAGAUUACCUUCCUAUCCAGGAAGCAGAGGCAGUUCAGCUGCAGUUUGACAUACUGACUACGCCUGAAAAUUUCUUCAAUCACAUUCACCGCUUCAGCGCUUCCAUCAUCCUCUCCGUCGUAUACGGCCAGCGGGCUCCACGGCACGAAACGCCUACCGCUGGCGCGUUCGCCGAGGUUAAUACACGUUGGGCGAACUACCUGCGGCCGGGAGUCACGCCGCCCGUCGAUAUGCUACCUUUCCUGAAGUACCUUCCCGAAAGGCUGGCGCCUUGGCAGAAGGAAGCUCGGGUUAUCCGUACGGCGCAACGCAAGCUAUACCUUGGACUCUUCGACGAAUGCCAGGAGCGCGUGAAUGAGGGGGAUACGCAGGCGAAGUCGUUUUUAACGGACCUCAUACGCGAUCAGGCUGCUCACGAAAUGGCCAGAAUGCAGAUGAGCAUGCUCGCUGGCUCGCUUUAUGAGGCGGGGGCGCACACUACUGCCGCCUUUGUCCAUGGCCUCGUCAUGCUCCUGACCGCGUAUCCAGAAGUACAGGCCAAGGCUGCCGCAGAGAUAGAUCGAGUCGUUGGCGACACGCGCAGUCCGGUUCAUUCGGACGGGGAUGUCCUACCAUAUAUUCGUGCACUCAUUCAGGAAACGCAUCGCUUCCGAGUGGUAACACCGCAUGGCCUACCUCAUCGUGCCACCCGCGAUUUGCAUUAUAAAGGGUUUCUGAUUCCGGAGGGCUCAAUGAUCAUUGCAAAUAUUCAUGGAUUGUUCAACGAUCCAGAGCUGUUCGAUACACCAGAAGAGUUCAGGCCGGAGCGCUUCCUGCUCACUGAGUUCGGCACCCGGCCAGGCGUCGAUGUCAGCGACUUCCGUUCCACCUUCAUGUUCGGCAUGGGACGACGCAUCUGCCCUGGCAUGCAUGUCGCAUCCGCGUCCACGCUCCUGGCGGCUAUGAAGCUCAUUUGGGCUUUUGAGUUUCGACCUGCCAUAGACGAGGCUACAGGGAAGCCCAUUGAACUCGACGUACAUUCGAAUGGUGAUGGCCUCGCCGUUGGACCCACGCCUUUCAAAUGCGACAUCCGUUGCCGGAGUCCCGCGCGUGCUGAGCUGAUCAAGGAGUCGUUUAGGACCGAAGCUGCCGAGAUACUGAUCCCUUUUGAACGCAAUUUAGCACCAAAAGACAAGGAGUGGUUGGAGAGCGUCCGAAGUCACGAUUGAAGGACGAAUGUGGCGACUUGCCAGUGCUAUAUGGAUUGUACAAUGAAUCGUUACGUGCUCUAUAUCCUCGUCAAAAGACGCCGGCUUCGAAAGCCGGUGUCAGGUUCUUUAACCCACCCGGCACUUCACCGUAGUUGGCGGCCUCUGGCUCCAAUUGGACAAUAUCUAUGCGCAAUUUAUCGUUCGCCAGAGCCAUAAGCUCCUCGACAUGCUGGAGGCGAACCAUCGCCAAAGCGAGCCGAGCCUGAACCAGUGCUGGAAUCCC